UUAACGGAGGGUGGAGAAAUCGAGGAAAGCUUUGGAGCUAUUAUCACAGGCUAAUGCUAAAAGGGUUGAAGUAUAUUUUUUCUUAUCACGAAAAAAAUGUGUUCUUGUUUCCGGUCGAGCUCGAGGAGGAGAAAAAACGAGGGGCAAGAGGAAACUAUUUCGUUCGGUGUGAGUGGCGCAAAUCUCAGGGGUAAAACGGUCCGGAUAAUUCAUGCGGGCGGGCGAAUAGAGAUGUACCCAGACGCAAUUUCGGCAUUGAAAUUGAUAGAGAAAUAUCCAGGUAUGUGCAUUGCUAGGCCCAAUGUGUUCGAAUGCGUGCACGAGUCCGUUUUAACUGGGGAUGACAUUUUAUUGCCGGGGAAUAAAUACUUUAUUGUUCGGUGCACUACUGUGGAGAAAUUGAAACGCAGGCAAUCGAGGAAACGGAGGAUUUACGAAGGUGGUAAUGGUGAGGGGGUGUUUAAAGAGUCGAACGAGAGUGAAGAUGAUUCGAUUUCGAUUUCUUCUGCUAGGGAUUUUUUUGUGUCGAAAGAGAGUUGGUUGAAUUGUAGAGUGACGAAACAAGUGAAAGAGAGGAAGAGAGCGUUUGUGCCUCCUAUACAAAGGCCGAGGCUGUCGAAGGAACCCGAGUGGGAGCCGGGUCUAACUUCUAUACAAGAGAUUUCUCCAUAAAUAUCUCUUCUUUUUUUUUUCGUUCUACGAAUUUUAGUGGAUUGUGUGCAGAUUUGUGGUGCAAAACUACCAGGUACAGCAUUUCGUUUCAAAAUGAAUAAAGAGAAUCAUUUCCAAAACCGAAA
Molecule: messenger RNA, 797 nt
Organism: Erythranthe guttata (spotted monkey flower)
Lineage: Eukaryota; Viridiplantae; Streptophyta; Magnoliopsida; Lamiales; Phrymaceae
Source: RefSeq, a predicted model, not a curated record